Molecule: messenger RNA, 4843 nt
Organism: Schistosoma mattheei
Lineage: Eukaryota; Metazoa; Platyhelminthes; Trematoda; Strigeidida; Schistosomatidae
Source: the annotation of a GenBank genome assembly
GUUGGAGUGCACAAUUUCAUAUGUGCGUUACAUUUGAUGACAUCCAAUGUUAUAAGUGCAAAUAUCAUUACUUUGAACUGAAACCGUGCUACUUCCAUAUUCUUCACAUUUAAAACAACCAAUAAAAGAUUUUGUGGUUUACAUUCUAUCCUUCAGCAAUAAGUUAAAUCAGAUUACUUAUAAUUGGCGGAAAAUUCUUUGAGUCCAUAUUUCGUAAUGCAGUGGAAAUCUAAGAAAAUUGAGGCAAAGGACACUACUUUCAAUCCUGACAAUAUUGGUGAUAUCGACUUCAGUGGUGAAGAUCUUGAACAGGAAUUACUUGACUUAUUGCAUGAUGAUCCAACCCUUGAGAUUUCUAAUAAAUCUUCGUCUUUUGAUCAGGAUGAAAAAAACUGUGAUGAAGACGAUGAAUUGUUACUUGCUGAACUAGUAAAAUCAAUGGAAAGUGGGAAAUCUCCUGUACCGAACAGAGCUAAUAAGAUGGAUGAAUUAGAAAUCAACGAAGAUAUUUUCGGCAAUCAAAAGACAAGUACUGGUAGUACUUCCAAGCUGCCUCAUCAAACAUCGGGGUUCGAAGGAAGUGAUUUUGGAUCGUCAUUGCUGAGUUCUCCAAGAAACAGUGGUCUGACGACGAAUUCAAAGGUAAUUAUCAUGCUUUAGUUUGUUGCUUUAUGUAGAUAUACAAAAUACGAGUUGCGUUUCUUAUUUGUUAGAAAUUUUAGUGAAGGACCGUUUUACAUGUCAAAGAGUAUUGCUUUAUACACUUAACAAAAGCUUUUCUCUCGUAAUGAAUCUCCUCACUGUUGACAUAUACAUAUACAUACAUAAUUUCAAGGGCAAAGUUGCUAUACUGAUACUUAUAGAUUAGGUAUAUAAAAUCGCGUCAUAUUAUUAGGAUUUAAAUACAGAGGAAGACGAAGGUAUCAUCGAAGAAACGUUCACAAUGUUUUCGUAAAUUUCUCUGUCGUGUGUCUUAUGUUUCAUCAGAAAUAUAACGCUGUUGUCAAACCAUACUCGGUUAUAUUUAAAAUUCAUAAGUCAAAUAAUUAUAUAGAUCGCAUUCAGACAUUGGUGUAUACAACGUACCACGGAAUUAACGACUGAACGUCAUUUAACACAUUAGUGAUAGAAUGAUAUAAGUUUUUUAGUUCAAGAUUUUAGUCUAGAUGUGAUUACCAGGUUCGGUUCUUGUUCGCCAUAUCAGAAGGUUAUAAAUAUAUCUAUUUGAAAUGGCUGUACCUUUACAAGGAUCCUUCUAUAGACCUAAUAAGUUUUGUAAUCCUCAAUUAAUUGAGCUUAAGAAGAAAACCCUGUCGCUGUUCAUUGUUCAUGGUGAACUGAUUUACGAGAAUUCACUUUGACGAUCCAAAUAUUCUGUAAAAGUCAACUUCGACGGUCUAUAAUACCAAAUAAAUGCUAUUUCCAUAAAAUAUGAGCGAUAAUUAUGAGUCAAUGUUGAUGAAAUCUACAGCAAUCUCACUGAUACUUAUUUUGGAAAGCAAAUAUUUUAAUUGAACACAUAUAUUCCAGAAAUUACAGAAUACGCAUUAAUUUACAAGGGUAAUUAGGUUGGUACAAUAUGGAUCCAACAUAUAAAAAGAAACGUAGAUUGUUUCAAAAUAUAUGAUACGUAAAUUGUUUGGGAUUGGAAACCUACUAAAAAGAUAUUGGUAAUGCGAAGCAUAUGGCGGUAACAGUUUCUAUAGCUAUUUUAAAAUAGACUGAAUAUCGGUAUUGGUGGCUACAUUGUCAUUCCGGGUAGCUUCGUCUAAUCAGUAGACUGGAAUACCGUCACUUCAGCUUUUGCCAACGGUAUAACAGCAAAAAAGUCAAGAUACAAAGUGGUUAGAAAUAUUAUACUUCAGACAUGCAACUCAGGCGAUCAGACCGCUAUCAAGGAAGAGUAAGUGUAGGGAUUGUCGUGUGGUAUGUAGAAUGACUUGACAGUUAAUCAGUGCGUGAAUUGUUUAAUCGGUUUAUAUGGGCUGAAUGGACAAUAGACAAACAAGCCCAAAUCGAUUCACACGUAUAUUAAAAUGUAUGUGCAUAAAAGUUGUCCUUAAUUAUUUGAAUCAGUACGAAGUAAUUAGUAGGAUCAAAAUGACACAUGAACGUUGGGCUUUAUACCAGUUCAGAAUGCCCUUGUUUGGGCGUUCGCUGUAGGCAAAUAAUAUAAAGCUGUUACAUCAUAACAGAUAACUUGGCGAUAAAAUGUUCAGAUAUUAUGAAAAUCUAAUAUUUUGUUUCUAUGUACUUCUUGUUCUUUGAUAGAACGGAACAAAUUGUGAUAACGACGAUGAAUUGUUACUUGCUGAACUAGUAAAAUCAAUGGAAAGUGGGAAAUCACCUGUAUCGAACAGAGCUAAUAAGAUGGAUGAAUUAGAAGUCAACGAAGGAGAUAUUUUUGAUGAUCAUAAAAUAAGUACUAGUAAUACAUCCAACAGUGGUUCAGUGACAAAUCCAAAGGUACCUUCAAAUAAUAAUGCUUUGGGAAAUAGUUCAGGAAGUACUUUAAAACCGACUGCCGCUGAUGUAAAACCUGAUAUUCGUCAAGCUGUAUUGGAUUAUAUCAAUCCAAAAACUUCUAAUUCUGGUCUAGAUUUAUUGAAAAAUCGUCAUAAAGAAUACAAAUUAGCUGCUUUGAAAGCUCGUGAUACAGGCCAACUAGGGAAAGCAAAAGAAUUAUUGGAAGCAUCAAAGUGUAUUGGAGAAGCUAUCGUGAAUAUAGAAGCUGGCAAAGAAACAUUCGAUCCAGAGACAGACUUACCUCCUCCUCCAUCGGAGUAUGAAUUCUCUAAUGAGGGGGAUCCAAACAAUGAAACUGUGAUUGCUCAGCCACCACCUUCAUCUCAGCCUGUAAAAUCGACGAUACCAGAUAUUAUGAAAACGUCUAUUGUUUGCACAGAAAAUAUCUUAGCUCGUAUAACCUACUAUAAAGAAAAAUUAAAGGAAAUAACCAACGAUGACUCAAAGAAACGUCGUUACAAUCGUAUUCUCACACGGUAUGAUGAAGGACUGAGAGCUUGUGAACGUGGAGUUACUUCGUUUGAAUUUGAAGAGUUGGUCCCACCUCCAGGUUAUCCUCCACUUACUGAUCGUUCUAAAUUAAGUAAAAAUGUAAAACUAUCUAACAAUGAUCCAAAAAUAUCUCUUGCAAAACCUAGCUCUGGGCAUCCAAUAAGAAGUAAAACGGAAGCAAUUGUUGAACUAUUAACUAAACGUCAAGAUGAGUUGAAACAAGCCGCUAAAGCUGCAAAACAAUCUGGUAAUAUUGAAUUGGCUAAAACGUACAUUCGAUCAGUUCUUGGAAUGAAUCAAAUGAUACAAGCUGCUGAAGCUGGCUUACCAAUAGAUUUAACUCAAUUACCACGGCCACCUGCACUUACUGAUUCUAAUCCAUCUAGACCUAUAUUAAGUGGAUUAAAAUGUGAUCCACCUGUAAAGUAUGCCGUUGCUUUUAAUUCUUUAUCAGGUGAUCAGUUAUUUAAAACAUACUCAGAAAUUUUAUCAGAACAAGAACAACUAAUUAACAAUUUAAUAAAUCAACAUCGUCGUAAUGGCGGUGCUAAUGCACACUCGAUAUUAUCGAAAUUAUCUGAUUUACUUAGUGUGAAUACGUGUAUCAAGAAAUUAUUAUCUAAAUACAAUCAACAUGUAUCUAAUUUAACCGCAUAUUUUGAAUAUGCCAAUUUGCCUAAAUGUAAUUUGAAUGCUGAAUUAGCGGAUGAUAUACUUGAAGUUAGUAAUAUUCAUGGUAUAGCUUAUCCACUUCCAUCACAUUAUUCAAAUAUUGAUACUUAUGUUGAAGUUGAAUUCAGUUUAAAUAAUGCCAAUCCACCAAUGAAGUUAUCUACAAAUGUAGUUAAAUCAAGUAGUGAACCAAUAUAUAGUCAAUCAGUUAAAGAAUUUCGUGUAAAUACAAAAAGUCAUUCAUAUAGACGAUUUGUUCAAAAUAAUCGUUGUCUAAAAGCAACAGUAUAUUACAAUCGUGGUAUAUUUCGAAGCUGGGGUGUACUAGGUAUAACUGAAAUUCCUCUUACUGGACUUGUCCAAUCGGCAACCGUAACUCAUGUUGGUGAUUUGAAAGAAGGUCGUAAAGUAGUAGGGGGUCGUCUACAAGUACAAUUAAGACAACGUGAAUCACUUAGUGGAGAAACUGUUGUUUAUCAACAACAGCCUUGGCUUUUAUUAUCUGCACCGAAACAGAUUAAUGAAUCACCUAAACUUAUUGAAAUCGAAAAUUCAAAAAAUAAUCCUGUUUCAUCAUCUUCUUUGUCUACACCAAAACAGACUGAUUCGCCUAGAUCUAUCAGAAGUGAAAAUAUAAGGCAUAGCCCUGUUCCUUCAAUUUCAUCAAAACAAACUAAUUCACCUAAACCUAUCAGAAUUGAACAUGCAAUGAAUAAUCCUAUUUCUUCUUCUUCUUCUGUCUCUACAAAAGCAACUAAUUCUGUUUCAUCGUUAUCAUCUCGUGUUGUGAUCGUGAGAAACACAGAUAAUUCUUAAUUGUUUCAUUAAUUGAAUAAAUAUUAUGAUACUUUGUAUUUCACUUGAAAUGUCAUGCAUCAAGAAAUCAAGUACAGAUUUGCCUGUUUUUUUUAAUCAAAUGAACAUAGAAUUACCUGUUACAAUAAUUAUUCAAAGGAUAAUUCUAUCUAUAUUCAUCCAUCAUUUCAAAGAGAUGUUUUAUGUAUAUAAUUCAUUUGGUAAUAAUGGAAUUUGUAAUAUUACAAAAUUAUUUUUCUUUCUUUUUUUAAUUUCCACAAGUCAUUUUUGAUUUGUUUUCUUUCUUUUUUCUUUUUCAAAGAAAAACUAUUUUCAGUAGUACUAUAAUUGUCAUUAG